AUGGAGGAAGUGAUGGAGGAGGUGAUGGAGGAGGUGAUGGAGGAAGUGAUGGAGGAGGUGCAGGAGGAGGUGCAGGAGGAGGUGAUGGAGGAGGUGAUGGAGGAAGUGAUGGAGGAGGUGCAGGAGGAGGUGCAGGAGGAGGUGAUGGAGGAGGUGAUGGAGGAAGUGAUGGUGGAGGUGAUGGAGGAGGUGCAGGAGGAGGUGAUGGAGGAGGUGAUGGAGGAGGUGAUGGAGGAGGUGAUGGAGGAGGUGAUGAGGAGGUGA
Messenger RNA from Knipowitschia caucasica, 264 nucleotides. The record is from the annotation of a GenBank genome assembly. NCBI's taxonomy places the organism in Eukaryota, Metazoa, Chordata, Actinopteri, Gobiiformes, Gobiidae.